AUGCCGUUCCCUGUGACGCAGGAGGCGUGUCCUCAUGCGUGGAGUGACUCUGCCAUAGUGACCCCGUUCCCCGGAAAGACAGUGCACCGCGACGAGUGCGCGUACUGCUGCCGCACGUGCCGUCAAGGCGACGGGGUCUAUGUAUGUAUGGCAUGCCACACGGGUCUGUGCUGUGAGCACCUGGAGAAACACAUGGGGGUGCACGGGGCGCACGCCAUGUACACAACCGUCAAGAAGCUCCCUGCAAAGGAAAUGGAGGAGGUGAAGGAUGUGAAUUACCUUGGUGUAGUGGCCCCCGCGGAGUAUGAGACGGCCGUGUGCUGCGCGGAUUGCCAGGUUCAGUUUGCGCAAAUACCGGACCUGGCUGUGGAGGCGUACAGCGGCAUCAUCAACGCACCGGAGCCAGGCGCGCAGGAUAGCACAGCUGAUGGCGGUGUGGGCCGGCUGCAGAAGCCGCAGUGCCCUCACCUGGUGUGCCUCGAACAGCUGGCGAGCCCUUUCGCUGUUUGUCCACCGACUUCCGACGACAUCUGCUCCGUGGAGAUGUGCGGAUGCCACGUGAACAACUGGAUGUGCGUCACGUGCGGUGCAAUCGGUUGCCCUCGUCCCGAGGCAGGCGGCCAGGGUCAUGCACUACAGCACUAUGAGCUGACAGGACACCCGGCGUGUGUCAAGCUUGGGACCAUCACCGCGCAGGGCGCCGACUAUUAUUGCUACGCCUGCGACGAUGACGUUGAUGACGUACACUUCGAAGCCCACAUGGCACACUUCGGCAUUGACGUACAAACUGCCAAGAAGACCGCCAAGACGAUGGGCGAGCUCGAGUACGACUACUCCUCGCAGUUUGACUUCAACAAGAUCACGGAGGCCGGCGUGUCCUUGACGCCAUCCUACGGCCCAGGCCACACUGGCAUCGAGAAUAUCGGCAACAGCUGCUACAUCGCAUCCGUUGUGCAGUGCCUUAUGUCGCUGGGCCCGUUCCAGCACUCCUUCUUUCCGGCCAAGUCAUCCCCGCAUCAGGCGCAGUGCAGCGCGAAUCCGUACAACUGCCACCACUGCCAAACAGAGCGCGUGGCAGCCGGCUUGCUCUCCGGUGAGUUCAGCCGCGAAGGUCACGAGCUCACCAACGGCAUUUGCCCCCGCCUCUUCAAGAAGGUGUACGCCCACCAGCACCCUGAGUUCUCCACCGGCGCCCAGCAGGAUGCUCAGGAGUACCUGCUUUACCUACUGACAGAGAUGCAGCGGCACGUGCACCUCAACAGCAGCGGGAGCACCAGUGCCGGCAAUGUGCAGCAGCAGAUUCACCCGUCUGAUAUCAUGGAGAUGGUGAUUGAGCAGCGUAUGCAGUGCAGCAAGUGCCAGCGAGUGCGUUACACGUACGAGACGGACAAAUGCCUAUCCUUGCCGAUCCCGAUUGAUCCAGUGUCGGCCUCGUCUGUUGCGGCUGCUGCAAGCGAGGAGGAGAUGAACGCGAUACGGCCCCGGUGCUCGCUGGAGGCCUGCCUGCAAGCAGCCACCUCGCCGAGCGGCAUCGAGUGCCGGUGCGAGGCAUGCCUUGAAUCGGCCGUGUACUACACCGUCACCCGUCUCGCCAGCUUUCCAGAUGUUCUGCCAGUGUACAUUCGCCGCACGUACUUCGACAUGACUACCCGCAGCACAAAGAAAAUGGAUGCAUAUGUGGAGGUACCGCAAGAGCUCGUUCUGGAGGCUUACCGCGGGACUGGGCUGCAGCCGGGUGAGGUGCUGAUGCCUGCUUCGUCAGCCUCCCCUGCACGACAACCUAGGGUAGAUGCCCACGCUCCCGCUCCGCCGCAGGAAGUAGAUGAGGUGGCACUGGUAUCGGUGGUUAGCAUGGGGAUCGAGAUGGACGUCGCGCGCUACGCCCUCUUACAGACGAACAUGAACGUUGAGCUCGCCAUUGACUACAUAUUCAGCCAUCCGCAUAUCGCCGACGAGAUCAAGGCCGCGCCACCGUUACACGCCGAGGAGCAGAAGCAGUAUUUGGCCCCAACCCACAACGCUACUUCAGUGAGCGCUCCGAAACCGGCUACCGAUGGGGCCGCUUCAUACGAGCUCACAGCGAUGAUCAGCCACAUGGGCGCGAGUGCGCGGACGGGGCAUUACGUUUGCCACAUUAAGGAUGCCGCGACGGGCAAGUGGCUCCUGUUCAAUGAUGAAAAGGUAGGUGAGUCGCAGAACCCGCCCUUCUCCCUGGCGUCGCUGUACUUUUUCCAACGCAAGGCGUAA
Leishmania mexicana MHOM/GT/2001/U1103 is the source of this 2247-nucleotide messenger RNA. Its product is annotated as cysteine peptidase, Clan CA, family C19,putative. The record is from RefSeq and is a predicted model, not a curated record. Gene Ontology annotation, molecular function: zinc ion binding; cysteine-type deubiquitinase activity. The transcript has a single exon. NCBI's taxonomy places the organism in Eukaryota, Euglenozoa, Kinetoplastea, Trypanosomatida, Trypanosomatidae. Gene Ontology annotation, biological process: protein deubiquitination. Bases 1 to 2247 code for a protein of 748 amino acids.